AGUAACCUAUUCUAGAUUGUGUUGGGCCCACGAGAAGCCUUCAACAUUUAAGGGCCCAUGAGAAGCCCUCCCAUGAGCUCUCAACAUUUUUGCCAUUCAGUCUUUAACUAUUUUUCCAUGAUAUUAUUAUAGCUACACAUGAGACUUGCAUCCAAAUAUUGUACUGCGUUGCAACAAUAGAGAAGAUCUACGCAUUUGCACGUCUUGUAUGAAAACAGUUUCUCGUAUUAAUCUAGUACGCCGAAUUUCCUAACCAUUCGGCCCCUCAAUUUCUUCAUACUGAGAAGAUUAUUUUCCACAGAUACCUCUCGACUCGACCCUAGUUAGCAGUGUAAUUUUUUGUGCUAAAAAACAAGAUACGACGAUGGAGAUCUUGAGUACCGUAUUGCUGAUGUUGGUCGCGCUCAAGACGACUUCUGCUCAAGCUUGCUCGGCGGAAGACUUCGCGUGCAGCAACGGCCAGUGCAUUUCCAUCACAAACGUGUGCGAUGGAGUGCAACAUUGUUCUGACAAUUCAGAUGAAACGAGGUGUGCGCAAAUUGACAUGGAAGAGUGCCCUCCCCUGUACACUAACGUGUCAGGGCGAUGUCUGCAUAUCGACAUUGUGACGGGAACUUGGUUCGAAAUGCACUAUCGUUGCAGGGAGAUCGGCGGAGUAAUGGUAGAAGUUGACGACGCCAACUUCUUCUACGAUCUCGUCAACGUAUUGAAGCAACAAUUUGCUUCGAAUACCAAAAAUUUCUGGAUUGGAGGCCAAAAACCAGCAGGGUUGGAAUCGUCUUACGUCUGGAACACAACAGGAACCUUCAUUGCUAUGGGAAGUCCUUUUUGGGCCGUGUACGAUUCCGGGUCGUCGACUGGUGAUUAUUCCCAGGAGCCGAUGGAGUCCGCGGAGGCUCAGUACGUUUACCUCAACAAAGACAGGUUCCUGUACUUCAGCGCCGGAGAUGCGGUCGGAGUAGCUGAUGCCUCCGUCGUUUGUCAAUUGGCUUAGAGAGACAGGGCACAAAUGUAGUCGCAUUUCAACGAACUUGACCACAUGAGAAUCAGCAAUGCUAAUCAAACUUUUAGUACGUAUUUCGAUUGUAGCAAAAUUAAUCAACAUAAAGAAAUUAAAUGCAUAUAACGUAACGCCUAUAUUGUGUCCGAACUAUUAUACACUAAAAAAGUAAUUUCCUUGAUCCUUUCCAAACUAUGUAGCCGUGAUGUCAGUAAAAAAAGUGAUUCGAACGGAAUGAGGCUAACACCAGGGGAUUUACAACGGAAACGGAUGUGAAGGGAAUUUACUAAUACGUAAAUUUCCUCUCUACUCUUGUACGCGAAAUGCAAUCUAAUGAAAACCAUUACUGGCGCUUCCGAUCAAAUCCUUAAUCUACAUAGAAAAAAUCGACAGAAAUGACAGGAUUGUGCUAGUGU
Hyalella azteca is the source of this 1416-nucleotide messenger RNA. Its product is annotated as low-density lipoprotein receptor-related protein 2. Lineage: Eukaryota; Metazoa; Arthropoda; Malacostraca; Amphipoda; Hyalellidae. The transcript has 4 exons. The coding region runs from base 365 to 994 and encodes 209 amino acids. The record is from RefSeq and is a predicted model, not a curated record. Gene Ontology annotation, molecular function: protein binding.